Molecule: messenger RNA, 1185 nt
Organism: Perkinsus marinus ATCC 50983
Lineage: Eukaryota; Perkinsozoa; Perkinsida; Perkinsidae
Exons: 11
Coding region: 1-1185 (394 amino acids)
Source: RefSeq, a predicted model, not a curated record
AUGCUCUCUGCGUCCUCCCAUUACAGCCUCACCGAAGUCCGCUUAGAAUUUCUCAUGUCGUUUCCCGACGUCGUUGUGGCCGGUGACGAGAUACUGCUACUAGCUCCUCGAGGCUUCAGCUUCAGCGAGAUUCACGGCAAGGAGGAGUGUAGGGAUUAUGCAUUGAUAUCACAUGAAGGAGUAUCACCAUCUACAGCCCUGGAUCGGAGUCCUCCUGUAUGCUCUGCUAAUGUGAUUUCGUGGACUAAUCUGGAGGGAGCCUUGUUCGCUUCGGUUUUCUAUCGGAAGCUCUUGCGUGACGAACUCCUCUACAGAGGAUCAGUGGUCGGUUUUAACGACUGCAACGGCGAUGAGAAUGUCGCUACGCUCACUACAGCAACGAAUGUAUUGAAUGCAGGUCAAACGAUUAUCGAUAUGGUGUGUGUGAAUCCUGAUGCUACACCGAUUCACAAUUCCUGCCGACUAGCUCUCUAUCUCGACUCUAACAUUUCCCAUUACUGCUACAUUCAGAUCAUCGAGGAUGGGUAUGAAAUCAAAGCGAUGGAGGCACAUGUCGGUCUGUUGACGCCUCCUCAAUGCGAGGAACAGAUCGACACUGCGGGGUCAGCCAUCAAGCUUCAGUUUUCUGAGAUGCCCAUCGAUCAAGGGAUAGGCUUCACUGUGGCUAUUGAGAUCGUCAACCCCGGUGCUCCUCUCACACCAGACCCUGAUACUGGCAUCAGCAACAUCAUCGACGCUAAUAUGGCGGUCCCAGGCACGGAUCUGACCAACGUCCCAAUCAUUGGUUCCGCCCUAGCAUGGGAUGCUGUAGAAGCUCAGAGCAUCUCGAAAGUUCAAAUAGUCCUAAAGGUUAGCCAAGAUAUGCAACCUGAAGAGGUGCUCGAAAUACAUGUCGAGGCGCCCCACGACGUGGCAAUGACCGCUCCAUCCAACGUCGUAUUGUCCGACAACAUCCCCGUAUCGGAUGUGGCUCCGGUAUCAGUAGCCGGAAAUCGCCUCAUUAUUCGUCUUAUGAGAGCAUCACUGAGUCUAGGACAAGUAACAGAAGUUGAAGGUCUCCGCGAGGGAACGGUGAUCAUUGAUUUCUCGGUGAAAAAUCCAUUACAGCUGCCGAACGCGAACUUCUGGGUUGUUAAAAUGCUAGGCGAGGAUUGGCUUUUGGUACCAAUUUCAGCACGUUUUUGA